Molecule: messenger RNA, 4848 nt
Organism: Paralichthys olivaceus (Japanese flounder)
Lineage: Eukaryota; Metazoa; Chordata; Actinopteri; Pleuronectiformes; Paralichthyidae
Gene: kdm7aa
Product: lysine (K)-specific demethylase 7Aa
Biological process (GO): protein demethylation; regulation of transcription by RNA polymerase II
Molecular function (GO): histone demethylase activity; transcription coregulator activity
Source: RefSeq, a predicted model, not a curated record
UCCCCGCCCCGCUUCAUUCCUGCGUUGUUUGGGGACAGUAGGAAGAUGGCGGCGGCCCCGCUGUACUGUGUCUGCCGGCAGCCCUACGAUGUGAGCCGGUUUAUGAUCGAGUGCGACAUCUGCAAAGACUGGUUCCACGGCAGCUGUGUGCAGGUAGAAGAGCAUCAUGCCGUGGAUAUCGAUGUUUACCACUGUCCCAACUGUGAUGUCGUACACGGACCCUCCCUGAUGAAAAGGCGAAACAACUGGCACAGGCACGAUUACACAGAGGCAGACAAUGGAUCGAAGCCGGUUCAAGCUGGCACCUCAGUGUUCAUCAAGGAGCUGCAGAACAGAACCUUUGCCAGUGGUGAGGAGAUUAUGAUGAAGAUGAAAGGCGAGCAGGUGACACCCAGGUACCUGGAGAGACACGGCUUCAACUACCCCAUCCAGGUCACCGAGAUGGAGGGUCUGGGACUCAAACUACCGGCCCCUACUUUUUCAGUCAAAGAUGUGGAGCAGUAUGUUGGUGCCGACAAAAUCAUCGAUGUGAUAGAUGUGGCUCGGCAAGCGGACAGCAAGAUGAAGCUCAGCGAGUUCAUCAAGUAUUUCACCAAGUCCCAUCGACUCAAGGUGCUCAACCUCAUCAGCCUGGAGUUCUCUGACUCUAAGAUGUCUGAGUUGGUGGAAGUUCCUGACGUGGCACAGAAAAUGUCCUGGGUGGAGAACUACUGGCCGGAUGACUCCUUUUUCCCCAAGCCCUUUGUCCAGAAGUACUGCCUUAUGGGGGUCAAGGACAGCUACACAGACUUCCACAUAGACUUUGGAGGCACCUCCGUCUGGUACCAUGUUCUCUGGGGUGAAAAGGUCUUCUACUUGAUCAAGCCCACUCCUGCCAACCUUGCACUAUAUGAGGCAUGGAGCUCCUCACCCAAUCAGAGUGAAGUGUUCUUUGGGGACAAAGUGGAGAAGUGCUACAAGUGCAUCGUAUCCCAAGGAACCACCCUGCUCAUCCCUACAGGCUGGAUCCAUGCUGUUCUCACCUCUCAGGAUUGCAUGGCUUUUGGAGGGAACUUCCUUCAUAACCUCAACAUUGGCAUGCAGCUCAGGUGUUAUGAAAUGGAGCGUCGUCUGAAAACGCCAGACCUCUUUCAGUUUCCGUACUUUGAGGCCAUCUCUUGGUAUGUGGCCAAGAACCUGCUGGAAAUGCUAAAAGAGCUCCGUGAGGACAACUGUCCACCACCAACCUACCUGGUGGAGGGAGUCAAGGCUUUAAUCAGUGCACUGAAGACCUGGUUGAAAAGAGAGGAGACUGAACCCACCAGUGAGGUACCAGAUAACAUCAGGCCCAACCAUCUCAUUAAAGAGCUCACCAAGGAAAUCCGCUACUUAGAGGAGGAACCAGUCAGUGUUAGCAAGCCAGUGAAAUCUCAGGGAAGCGGGUGCGGACUAGCAUCUGGAUCGAACGCCUGCCCGGCCACUCGGUCCACGCUGGAGAAGCUGAGCCAGGCCCGGCGGGCGAGGAGAGCUGCCAGGAGGCUGAGGGAGCAGCAGAGGCAGGUGCCCAAAGUGCCCUCCAACCUGGACAUCUUAGAGCAGCACACCAGGGAGGUGCUGAGGAGGCUGGAGGUGGGACCGCUCGAGGAGGAUCCAGCGUUCUGUGCCAAGGUUCAUGGAAAGCUCAACAAGGUGUCAACUGCAUCGGCCAUUGCUGCUGCUGCGGAGUCUUUAGAGGACAACCACCUCCGGCUGAUGCUCGUCAACGGCAGAAUCAUCAGAGAUUUGAGGCGACCGAGCAGCAGCCCGGUGAAGACGGAGGGUGAGCGGUCAUCUGUUGGCCAGUGUCCACCAAAGAGUUGUGUGGAUGUGAAGUCGGAGCGGACGCAGGACGGCCAAGAGGAGCACAGCAUGGACGAGAAACACUCGCUCCUCGCGGCUCUGGAGCGGGUGAAGACUGAACUCAGGGAAGAAGUCUCAGGAGACUCAAGUGUUUCAGAUGUGGAGUCAGACAGUGACUCUCCCACAGAGCGUAAAGCAUCAUCGUCAUCGUCGUCGUCGUCAUCGUCGUCCUCCUCUUCUGACGAGGAUUCAGAGAGUUCCCAGGGGGAGGAAGAGGAGGAGAGGAGCUCAUCGCAGCAGAAAGGCUCAGGGCACGUCAUAGAGCUGGACCCUUCAGGCCAGAAACUCAGGCACAAACACAAACCACUCAAACGAGACCGUCCUACCUCACCCAGCACAGAAGAGGCCAUUCAGGGGAUGCUGUCCAUGGCUGGCCUGCUGUGCUCCUCCAAGCCGGAGAAGGUGGCCUCGACCCAAGAGCCCUGGUGGUCCAGCCCGAGCCAGUGCUUGCGGAUGGAGCAGAGGGAGCCGGUGCAGCACCAGCGCCUCCUGCAGGGGGACAAGAGCCCGAUGGACAGCCAGGGCAACAGCAGCAGCGAGGCCUGGGACAAUCAGGGGCUCCCCAGCCCCCUCAGUCGAAGCCACGCCACCAGCCCAGAGACGGACUUCCAGUACUGUGACCCCUCCAUGUCUCCUCCGCUGCACCCUUCCAAGAGACACGCCCCCAACCCUCCACCAAUCAGCAAUCAGGCCACGAAAGGCAAGCGGCCCAAAAAAGGAAUGGCUACAGCCAAGCAGAGACUGGGAAAGAUCCUGAAACUCAACAGACACAGUCGUGUGUUUGUGUAACACUUCAAAAACAGAACACAGGCGAAAAAAUGAAAAAAAAAGAAGCUGGGGAUGAAUUCUCCACGAAAAACAAAAAAGAAUCUUCUGUGUAUUUGUUACUGGACACGUCUGUGCUGUAGAAAACACGAGGGGGAGGGGGCUCACCGCACUGUGCAUGCUUAGGAGACAGGGUAUUGGAUUUGAAAAAAAAGCAAGUGCACGACGUCACUACAAGCACACUAAGAACAAAACUGAAAAAAGGAGCGAAGACGAGCAUGUUGUGAAAUUUUCUGCUGCAGGGAAAAAAAAAACCCGUCGGACUGAAGCUCCCGGGGGCAUGAGACCGAAGUCGACCACACGACUAAAAGACAUUUGCCUCGUCGGGGAGACGGCGACACAUCUACUGCUUCCGAUGCCACGAUCCAUCCGCGUCACGUUUGCUAGAAAACUCUCCAGAGAACCCCCCCUCCCCCUCCCUGAGAUCCCGUCACUUGCUUCACGGCUUUCAGCGAACAGGACGACGGAGCAGCAGGUGAAACAACGUGUUUCUUUUUUUCUUUUGUUUUUUGCUCUGCCGGGAAAACGAGGUGCUAAAAGAGGAGAAGGUGAACUGAAAUUUCAAAAUGGUGCUUAUUUGUUUGAACUUUUCUCCACUCAUGCUCGUCACUUCCUGCCCUCUCCCCCCCGACUCCACUUUUUUUAAUCUCAAUCACACCAGCAAUAAUGACGUAGAGGAGAAAGGUGAGCGAGAGGCAGUCUCUGAUUAUUGAGUAGAAGGGAGUCUUGUCUUUCUGGGUAAUUAUUGCUGAAGGGAAGUCGCUCCGAGCGCUGCCUCCUAGUGAAAUAGUUUCGAAUAGGAAUUCCGAGUCGUCGAACAGAGAAACGACUCGCAUGUUAUCCUCCUUAAUUUAUUUCUCGUUUUAUCUGUGAUGGUUUUUUUAACGUGUUAUUUUUAUGGAAUUCUGAAUGAUGUAUUUAUUAAUUGAAAGAGAUGAUUUUAUUUUAUUUUCAUCCUGAAACCUCGGCUCAUUCCGAGGUUUUUUUUUUCUUAACUUUUUUUUUUUUUUUUUUUUUUAACAUACUUUUUUGUAAAUGUGGAUGUUUUUAGAGUUCAUGUGAUCAUCUGUUGAGUAGCAGUUUACAAACAAAAUCUUGAAUCACCUUUCUAGUCAUCACAACCCUGUUUUUUCUUCCUCCCCUGCUGUCUGGUCGAGUAGAUCCUGUGUUGAUUCUCGUCUCUUACGCUUUGGGCGAUGUGCGAAUAUAGUUUUGGUUUAGAACAUCGACACCUGAGCUUUUUCCAACUAGUGCCACUUAUCAUUUAGCAAAAAACAAACAAGUAUUCUGAGCCACUGUGUUCGAUCCAAAGUAGUUGAUGUAUUCAGAAGUGAAACUUUGAGGAACUUCAACAGGAUGAGUGAGUUUUUUAAAAAGUAAUACCAGUGCUGAUGUGUUGUGUGUUUUGCUUGAGGUGCGCUGUUCUUCACUCUCAGGGAUUGAUGCCAUGGACAUAACUUUUGAUGAACCACCAGCCAGGUCGUUUAAGCAGACAGGAUGUUCUCAACACUUUCGGCUUCUCUUUCUGCGGUCGCUAAGCUUUGCUUGUUUUAAAAAAAAAAGAUUUCACGAUUGUGGUUUUCUAGUUGUGAGGACGAGCCGUCAGUCAUUACGACUUCUGUUAACGUGAAUUUGGUUUUGUCCCCUCAGCUCAGUGUUUGAUACGUUGACUCUGAAUUACUUUCCUCAUGUAAAUGACACCGAACUGUUGCCAAGUAGCUUUAACUCGUUUAACAGCGUGAGACUUUUCAAAGCUUUGCUCAGGUUGAACUUGUCGUGCACGUGACUCGCGAGUGACUGUUCGCUCGGCCCUGAUGGUGUUUCACAGAAUCCCAAAACAAACCGAUCUCCUCCGCUGUUUUCUGACACUACACUUGAACCUUUGAACUCUUUGCAUGUUAAGUCAUUUUUAAAAAACACGAGCUGGCCCGCAGGCAGGGUUUCUUAUAAGCUGUAGUUUUCAUCGCACAGGAUCUGUCCCCUUCUUUUUGCUUUUAUAUGCAGCUCUCUCUCUCUCUCACUCAGCAUUUGUGUUUAUGUGCGUUGGUUUUUUCCAGAUUUAAAUGGCUUAUGAUUUAAAAUAUACAAACACUGGCUAACUGUGACACUGUUAAUGCAUUUUUUUUUUUUUUGCAUUUCAAAAAU